AGGAAGAUUGGGAUGAAAGAUUAAAAGAAUGGUAUGAAUUAUUAGAUGAUGAAGAAGACACACAAUCUUUGAUUAUUAGUGAUAUAUUAUUAGAUAAUAAUGAAUCUAAUAAUAAUUUAUUAAGUUCAUAUAUUCAUCCUGCUAUUGAUAUUAAUGCAAAAUGA
Messenger RNA from Funneliformis caledonium, 164 nucleotides. NCBI's taxonomy places the organism in Eukaryota, Fungi, Glomeromycota, Glomeromycetes, Glomerales, Glomeraceae. The record is from the annotation of a GenBank genome assembly.